UUCCUCUCUCUCUCUCGUUCUGUGUUAUUACAGUAUGUUGAGGGAAUAAUGCGGUCAGGGGCCCAGCGGGGAGAGAGAGAGAGAGGGAGAGGAACACAGAUCUCAUCCAGCUGCUCCACUGUAAACAGCAGCAGUCCGGCGCACACCAUCAUCUCCAGCGCAGAUCCGCUCUGUCCUUCCGCGGUCAGAGAUUCAGGGUCCCGCAGCUUGAAGACUUUAUACGCACUUUAAUGAGACUCCGUGGCUCCGCGGAGCGCCGGAAGGAGAGGGGAGAGGAGGGGGAGGAGGAGGCGCGGGGAGGCCGCGGAGGGGCUCCGGAGAUGCCGAGGGGGGCAGAGACGGAGAAACCGAAAGAGCGAGAGAUGGCGGCGGGAGGAAUCACCACGCUCCCGGCCUCACCGGACGACGGGGCGAGCGGAGGCUUUACUCCGGGGAACUUUAAGGAGCCCAAGCGCCUGUACUGCAAAAACGGCGGCUACUUCCUUCGGAUCCACCCGGACGGCCGGGUGGACGGGAUCCGCGAGAAGAGCGACCCGCACAUUCGGCUGCAGCUUCAAGCCACGGCUGUCGGUGAGGUGGUGAUCAAAGGGAUCUGUGCGAACCGUUAUCUCGCCAUGAAUGCGGACGGACGACUGUUCGGAACGAGAAGAACAACAGAUGAAUGUUAUUUCCUGGAACGCCUGGAGUCGAACAACUACAACACAUACCGAUCCCGGAAAUAUCCCGACUGGUACGUGGCUUUGAAGAGAACAGGCCAGUAUAAAUCGGGUUCAAAGACCGGCCCGGGUCAGAAGGCCAUCCUGUUUCUGCCCAUGUCAGCCAAGUGCUGAUGGAGAGAUGCUGUCAAACCUGAAAGGAGACCGACAGACCACUGACGCAGACGCGCUUCUAACCAACCCUACGCCAAGACACCGAUGAGCUCAUCCGGACGGGUGCAGAUUCUUCACCCUGUCUGGAAAAAACGCUUCCCUUCAGCAUUUCUAUCUAGGAACGCUUCCCAAACAGAUGUACUUGGAGAGCAUUACAGCGUUUAUUUGUUCGUGUUCAGUCACCCUGGAGAUAUCAGCAAUAUCCUCAGAAGAGCCUCUGCGUUUUUGUCAAUUCCGACAGGCGCGCUCGAGCCAACGCCACGGCCCCAAAUCCCACCGAUACGCUCUCCGAUCCAACUUUCCGAAAUACACUAUUAUUCCACUUGAUUCCCUCAAGCAGGGCAGUAGGGUUGGUUUGAAGAGUUCACCGAUCUGCACUAUACGCUCUUGAAUUCGUGACUGCGUUUCUCGCAGAAAUGUUUUUAGUACGGCUACAAAAUGUGAGUUUACUUUAAUGCUGCUCCUUUAUGUAAAACGCUUGUAUAUGCAAGUAUUUCUAUACUGUAUUUUAGAUGAUGAGGGGUUUUGCAAACACUUUAAUGAAGGGAUUCCGAGUACACCAUGAAUGUUUUUCAUAAUACUUUAUUCUCUUUAUUACAUAUAUCGACUUAGCUGAGAAAAAUAAUUUCUAUUCAAUUCAGUUGCAUCAUUUCCGCAAGUAACAGAUUAACAGUAGCCGUUUUUAAGGUAACUUUGAGAAAUCAGAAAUGUUUCCCUUAUUAAAAAAUCCAAAACCUCCAGGCAGAUGCGUUUUUAGGUAUGUUUUUAGGCGAGGUAAUGUAUUAUAAAAUUCAGAAACUAAAACUGGUCCUUCUGCAACACACUCUUGAAAAUAAAGGCUCGUCAAUAGAACAAAGAAAUUUAGUCAAGAACCACUUUGACAUUUAAUCAGCUUUUAAAAAUACUCCAUUUGUGAACCUGGACCACAAAACCAGUCUUUAGUAAAAGGGGUAUAUUUGUUGCAAUAGUCAAAAAUACAUUGUAUGGGUCAAAAUUAUUGAUUUUUAUGCCAAAAAUUAUUAAGAUAUUAAGAUCAUGUAAGUAUAUCAAAACUUAAUUUUUGAUUAGUAAUAUGCAUUGCUAAGAACUUCAACAACUGUGAAGGCGAUUUUCUCAUUGUUUUGAUUUUUUUGCACCCUCAGAUUCCACAUUUUCAAAUAUUGUCCUAUACUAACAAACCAUACAUCAAUGGAAAUUUUGAAAAAUUAUUUUUAUGUUACCAUUAUGACGGGUUUUGUGGUCCAGGGUCACAUUUAUUAAAGCCCUUUUUAAAAAAUAAACAAAAGAAACUACAAAUUUAUGAUGUGAAUCUCAUGAAGAAAUUAUGUGUAAAAUAAAGAAAAUUAAGUCUAGUUUUAGAGCCAAGAUUUUCUGCCAUUAUUGUGAGAAAUGCCCAGAUAUUAGAAAUACUAUCAUGAUAUAUAUUUCAUUCAAAAGUCUAAAUAAUAUUGUAUAUAAU
Messenger RNA from Labeo rohita (rohu), 2328 nucleotides. RefSeq names its product fibroblast growth factor 2 (gene fgf2). The coding region runs from base 231 to 830 and encodes 199 amino acids. Gene Ontology annotation, molecular function: fibroblast growth factor receptor binding; growth factor activity. Gene Ontology annotation, cellular component: cytoplasm. The transcript has 3 exons. Gene Ontology annotation, biological process: fibroblast growth factor receptor signaling pathway; regulation of cell migration; positive regulation of cell population proliferation. The record is from RefSeq and is a predicted model, not a curated record. Lineage: Eukaryota; Metazoa; Chordata; Actinopteri; Cypriniformes; Cyprinidae.